AUUCGACUAAUAGACUCAUAAAAAUUGUAAAACUUAGUGAAAUAUGCAUGAAACAUUAUUUUUAAACAAACUGCUUAUUAAAGGCAAGGAGAGUGUUAGUAAAGAGCUUAGAGGGCUAGAUUAGAAUAAAGAAAUUGUCUCUCCCCAUCUGCUCUAAUUAGCUUAGCUCUCCUGCUUUCAUAGCAUGCUGAAGAGAGAAGAGUGAGGGGUACUUUGAAAGGACACCGUUUUUAUUUACGCUCAUUUAUAAUGGUUUUGGAAUGUUUGCCAAUUCUCAAACAUAAAUUUUUAAAUGUUAGAUCUUUCCUGUAACAAUUUGUUACUGGAAGCUUCAAGGCUUUGGGUGCUCAGUUAAGAAUUUUGGUCUUUCCUCAUCUCUUUGGUUUUGGCCAAAUGAUUAUGUUUCCUCAUUCUGGGAAGAUUUCUUUGGGUAUUUUGAUAUUUGUCCUGAUAGAAGAAAACCUUUCAUCAUUAACAGCACAGACCUACUUAUCUUUAGAAGAAACCCAAGAACCCACCAGUACAGUUUCUCUUCUCCCGACUGACUCAGAAUCCGCAGACUCUUCCCUGUCCAGUGGAAACAAACGACCUCGGGACCACAGAGAAGCUGAGAGACACUGGUUGCUUAGAAGGAGGCGAUCCACUCUGUUCCCUAAUGGAGUAAAAAUCUGCCCUGAUGAAAGUGUUACAGAGGCUGUGGCAAACCAUGUGAAAUAUUUUCAAGUCCGAGUGUGUCAAGAAGCUGUCUGGGAAGCCUUUAGGACUUUUUGGGAUCGAUUUCCUGGGCGUGAGGAAUAUCGUUACUGGAUGAAUUUAUGUGAGGAUGGAAUCACAACUAUAUUUGAAAUGGGCACAAAUUUUAGUCAGUCUGUGGAACAUAGAAGCUUAAUUAUGAAGAAACUGGCGUACACAAAGGAAACUGUUAGCCGCCCUGAGUUGUCAUCUCUAGUUCCUGUUGGUGAUACUUCAACAUUGGAAGGUGCUGCCCUCAGAAUUCCAUAUCCAGGGGUGACCUCCUCUGCAGGUACCUCAGAGAGCGGCUUGGGGAGACCAGAGGAGAGUAUUAGCAAUGAAAUUGAGACUGUGAUAGAAGAAUCCACAAAACCAGCAGCUGAGCAGAUUGCAGAAUUCAGUAUCCACCUUUUGGGGGAGCAAUACAGGGAAGAACUACGGGAUCCCGCUAGCUUCCACCACCAGAGCCUUGUAGAAGAGUUUAUCGCAGAGAUUGAAAAUGCAUUUACUGGGUUGCCGGGCUAUAAGGACAUCCGUGUACUUGAAUUCAGGUCCCCUGAGGAAAAUGGCAGUGGCACAGAUGUUCACUAUGCAGUUACUUUCAACGGAGAGGCCAUCAGCAAUACCACCUGGGACCUAAUCAGCCUUCACUCCAACAAGGUGGAAAACCAUGGUCUUGUGGAAUUGGAUGAUAAGCCCACUGCUGUUUAUACAAUUAGUAACUUCAGAGAUUAUAUUGCUGAGACACUGCAUCACAAUUUUUUGCUGGGCAACUCCUCUUUGAAUCCAGAUCCUGGCUCCCUUCAGCUCAUCAACGUGAGAGGAGUUUUUCUUCCCCCCACUGAAGACCCGGUUUGGAAGCCCCAAAGUGCAGGUCUUCCGGCAACUCCACCAUCUGUUCUGGAUAAUACCCUUCAAGCUGCAUGGCCCUCAGCUGAUGACUCCACCACCAGCAGUAUUUCACUACUUGAUUUCAGCUCUGGUUCUCCCUCAGCCACCGGCAGGGAACUCUGGUCGGAAAGACCUUUGGGUGAUUUCGUGUCUACACCCAAACUAGACUUUCCCUCGCAGGUGGGCCUCCAUUCUUCCCAAGAGGUUGUAGAGGUUAGCAGCUUGACUCUUCAUUCUGUCACCCCAGCAGUGCUGCCGAUGGGCUUGCCUGUGGCUUCUGAGGAAAGGACUUCUGGAUCUUACUUAUUAGAAGAGGGAUUAACCAAAGUCGAAGGGUCAGAAGAUUCUUUUUCAGGUGAUCCUUUGCCCUCAAGUACAUUAACUCAUUCUGUACCAGAAGAAACAAUACCAUCUAAGGAAGAUUCUGUGGUGUCUUUGACAUCCUCACCAUUUCUGGUCUCCUCUGUCACAUUAGAUCCCCUUGCUCAGGAAGUGUCUACACCUUCUGGCUUGGACCCUUCGGCCUCCAAAGUUAACGGCCAAUUAGAAGUGAGCACUUCGAUGCCAGACACAUCCAUGGAAAAAGAGUUCACCUUUGAGAAUGGCUUAGGUUCAGGGUCUGGGGAAAAGGUGAGUGGGAUUACUUGGCCAUGGAGCGACACUUCAUUAGAGAAGAGCAUUGAACCACUGACCAAAUCAUGGCUGGAAGAUGAGGAUUCACUUUUGCCAAUUGAGAGUGUAGAUGAGAAACUAGUUGUAGGUGACAGAAUAGAUUCCACAGACCGAAGUAUUGAGCACUCAAAAUAUGGGCAUUUUGAUAGAUCCACACACUUUUCAGAGGAAGAGCCCCUUGAGGGACCUACUGUGCCCUUCUCUGCAGAGACCACAACUCAAUCUGCACCUCUAAUUCUCUCCAAGCACACAUCAGAGGUACCUGACAUUGAUUAUUACUCAGUUACCAGUGCACCUCCUCUACUGACAUCUAUAGCAAUCUUUGAUUCUACUGGUAAACCAGAUCAAGUAGAACCAUUUCUAAAGGAGGAUAUGGAACAAACUACAGAGCCAUCCAAUCGUAAACAGUUUGAUAGCAAGAUCUCAACACUGAAGCCAGAUAUGCAAUCUUUGUGGACCAUAUUGCCAGAAUCAGAUGUAGUUUGGGAAAAAACUUCUUCCCUAGGAAAAUUGUCUGGAGACACAUUGGCAAGUGCACCGGAGAGUACUGACAAGCUCUGGUUGAAAGCUUCCAUGACACAGUCUACCGAAUUGCCUCCAACCACAAGCCCCACCCUGCUGGAGGAUGAAGUAAUUAUGGGUGUACAGGAUAUUUCAUUAGAACUGGACCGGAUAGGCACAGAUUACUAUCAGCCUGAGCUAAUCCCAGAAGAAAAUGGCAGGGUUGGUAGUUAUGUGGAAAUCUCUACAAAUGUUCACUCUACAGAGAUGGCUAUUGUGGCUCACCCCACAAAAACAGGUGACUCAAAUCAUACCCAGACCACAGGAGCAUUGCUGGUUUUCUUCAGCCUUCGAGUGACUAACAUGAUGUUUUCAGAAGAUCUGUUUAAUAAAAACUCUUUGGAAUAUAAAGCCCUGGAGCAAAGAUUCUUAGAAUUGCUGGUUCCCUAUCUCCAGUCAAAUCUCACAGGGUUCCAGAAUUUAGAAAUCUUGAACUUCAGAAAUGGCAGUAUUGUGGUGAACAGCAGAAUGAAGUUCUCCAAGUCUGUCCCUCCUAAUGUCAACAAUGCUGUAUACAUGAUUCUGGAAGACUUUUGCACCACUGCCUACCAAACCAUGAACUUGGCUAUUGAUAAAUACUCCCUUGACGUGGAAUCAGGUGAUGAAGCCAACCCUUGCAAGUUUCAGGCAUGCAAUGAGUUUUCCGAGUGUUUGGUCAAUCCCUGGAGUGGAGAAGCAGAGUGCAGAUGCUACCCUGGGUACCUGAGUGUGGAAGAACUGCCUUGUCAGAGUCUCUGUGACCUUCAGCCUGACUUCUGCUUCAAUGAUGGGAAAUGUGACAUUAUGCCUGGACAUGGGGCCAUUUGUAGGUGCCGGGUGGGUGAGAACUGGUGGUACCGAGGGGAGCACUGUGAGGAGUUUGUGUCUGAGCCCUUGGUGAUAGGCAUCACCAUCGCCGCCGUGGUUGGACUUCUCCUCGUCUCUUCUGCUGUUGUCAUCUUCCUCAUCAAGACUCUUCAAGCUCAGAAUGCUCAGAGAGAAACAGAGAGGCCCUUUAGCAGACAGCCUGCCAGCCUUUCAUCCAUUGAAGAUGCCGUAAAGUACAACCCCAUGUAUGAAAGGCAUGGGGCGGGAAUGGAACAGUACAGGGGACCCUAUCCUCAGGGUCCCUUCCACAGUGCAGCACGAGGAGAGGUGAUUGGUGGUCUGAGCAGAGAAGAAAUCAGACAAAUAUAUGAGAACAGUGGGCUUUCCAGAGAGGAAAUUCAAGAAAGAAUGAGAAUUUUGGAACUGUAUGCCAAUGAUCCUGAGUUUGCAGCUUUUGUGAGAGAACAUCAAAUGGAAGAGCUUUAAUCAAAACUCUGGUCGUGGAACUGAUUAGAAGCCCAGAGAAGAGAGAGAUCGCUUGUUACCUGUAUCAUAAAAUUAACUCUGUUGGAAGAAGAGUAUUUUAUUAAAAAAACAUUCAAUUUGGGCACAAAAUUUUUUCCCCCAGUUUAAAAUUUUACAAUAGAGUAAGAGAUGUGACAAUUUUUAUAUGUAAGCUGCAUUUAGAGAAAUUCCAAACUGUGUGGGUCUGGAGAGCAUCUGGAAGAGAGCAGCGGAGCCGGGGUGUGCGUUGGCAGAGCAGUGCUGCCUAUCAUUGUGGCUCAGGAGACCCGGAGGAAGGGAGGGUGAGACUGUCCAGGAGGAGGCAGGCUCUGUAACAAAUAUUUGGUAGCACGCUUGUUAUUGUCAGAUGGAAGGAGAAGCCUUUGAAGUAGUUUCAAUAUAGUUUAUAGUCAGACAUUUGUCUAAAUAAAAUAUAAAGUGUUGUGGGGGGAGUCGAACUGCUGAAGAAAAAGCAACCUUUUUGCUGUAGUAUAGAGUGAGGCUUGUACUUUAUUCUGCCAGAGUUUGAAUUUCUUGGGCGUAUUAAUCAAGAUCACAUUAUUGUUGUGUUAAGUAUCUCAGUAUCCUUUCUUUUUUUUUCAGCUGCCAAAUACAAUACUUAUGUGUAAAGUUUAGAGGGUUCCU
Myotis daubentonii (Daubenton's bat) is the source of this 4812-nucleotide messenger RNA. It is a transcript of the gene IMPG2, whose product is annotated as interphotoreceptor matrix proteoglycan 2. The coding region runs from base 394 to 4149 and encodes 1251 amino acids. The record is from RefSeq and is a predicted model, not a curated record. Lineage: Eukaryota; Metazoa; Chordata; Mammalia; Chiroptera; Vespertilionidae. Gene Ontology annotation, molecular function: hyaluronic acid binding; heparin binding. The transcript has 19 exons. Gene Ontology annotation, biological process: visual perception.